AUGCCUCCGCUUCUCAGCCGUUCUAAUCCUUCACCUCUGCACGCUCCUCAGCGCGUCAAGCCUUACACUCCUGCAGUCCUCCCCCCUCCACUCCUUGUCUCCAGCCGCUUUGCCUGGCGAUGGCAGAUGGCUGCCGACAGACAGCUGCAGGAGAGCGCUGCUGCUGGCCUCCUGUGCGGGAGCCAGGCCAGGAAGGAGACCCUCAUCGUGGACGAGGACGACGGCGCUGGCCUGGACUUAUCCCCAACAGAGGACGGGAUGCUAGUGGUACAGAUCCUGGAGUCGCCCGGCCAGCGCGGGUUGCAUGUGGGCGACGUGCUCACCGUUAUCGACGGGGUGUCUCUGUCGAGGGUUGCGUGCGGUAGCGACGACGCUCAGGAAGCCGCCCUGGCAGCGCACCUCAGGCAUGGCGCCGAAGUUGAGGUCCUUCAGAGACUUGGCGAUACCUCCGCGCAGGUCGCCGCCGCGGCGGAAGGCGCCCCGGGCACCGCCUGCCCGCCGGGCUCCGACGGCGCGGCGGCCCCAGCGGCGCUGCCGGGCGCUGGCGCGGAGGAUCCAGGCGACCCGGGAGACGCUGGCGGAGGCAGCUCCUCCGGCAGCGAGGUGUUCUGCCGCCCCGGCGCCGCGCCGCGGGGCGGCGCGGAGGCCGCGAGCGAGGAGCCCUCGGCGGGCUCCGCUGGGCGCGACGUGCACGGGCGGCGGCCCCCGCAGCCGAAGACCGACACGCAGGCCGCGUGGGAGGAAUAUUUUCAGGGCCUCGCGAACCUCGUGCUCGCGGGCCCUCCCUCUGGCGGUGCCACCGGUGCGGCGGCCGGCGGCGGUGCAGCCAGCACCGCGGCCGAGGACGACGUGUUGGGCACUGUGGGCGUCACGUGCGAGUCUGCCGUAGCGAUGGAAGAGACCAGCACGAUGGACCAAAAUAGCUCAGGCAGUGAGGAGCCGUGUGGUUCGCAGUUGCGACUAGACGCCACCGGCGGUGACCAUGGUUCAGCAGCGGCUUCGGCGCUGGAGGACGACACAGGUGAUGGCGGCACUCGCGGGUCUGAAGCACUCGCUGGUGCUGGUGGAGCUGUGCGACACCUGUCAUCGUGGACGUGCCCGACAUGCGAUGAGCCGAACCGUGCGGAGCGGGGCUGCUGCAACAACUGCGGUCUGGCCAGGCCGGGGCCAGCACCGGGGACCUGCGGCGCAGGGUGCCAGCCGGGCGCCGAGGCGGUCGACAUCCAGGCUGCUGCUGGCGGCGGCAACGGCGGCGGGGCGUACCGUCUGGAAGCAGAGGUAGGCGGCAGUCAUGCUGCCGGCGGCGGCGACAGCGGCGGUGCACAGGCCAGAGGCCCCGGCAGCGCGGCGGGCGCGCGGGACGUGAAGGCGGCCCUGGCGCAGAGGCGUGCUGCUGCAGCGGCGACUGUCUCUGCGGCGAAGCCAGUGGCGGCGCCAGACGCGUCUUCGGUGACCGCCGCGGCGAUGGUCACGCAGUCCUGCGCGGCGCCAGCGGCGCGGUCGCCUGUGCCGGCCGCAGCCGUGCCCGCGCCGCCUCCGGAGGCCGCGCACGCCCGCGCGGCGCCAGCGGCGCAGUCGCCUGUGCUCGCCGCAGCAGCGCCCGCGCCGCCUCCGGAGGCCGGGUGGUGGUCGCAGUUCUUUGAGGUGACGCAGCGGCGCGGAGGUGUGGUAUCACUGCGCGUCUCCCUGUCGCGGGUUCAUCUGCGUGAUGCAGAUCUUCGCUCGCUCACUGCCGCCAUGGACGGCCUCCUGCACAAGCUCCGGGAGGAGGUGGCGUGGGACGCCGCCGCCGCGGGGCCGCAGGCAAUGCUGCGCGUCACGCUGGAGCUGGACCUCUCCGACAACGAGUUUGGCGAUGCGGGUGCCAUUUGCCUCAUCAGGUGGCUGCUGGCGCGCCACCGCGAGGUGCGGUGCCGCGCUCUGCGCCUCGCUCGGAACGCGGUGGGGGACGGCGCGCUGCGAUGGCUGGCGGAGGCGGUCCGCGCCCAGCACUCCGCCUUCGAGGAGGUCCACCUGUCGCAGAACCAGGUCACCCAGCACGGUGCCGCCGCACUGCUGCUCGCAGUAGCGCUGCACCCCAGCGAGGCCUACCCGUGGCUGAGCCGAAGUGGGCGCUACGCACCCGCCCGCGUGUGCCUGGACCGGAACCGCAUCGACGCGCCCGAUGCGCUGCUGUCGAGGCUGCGCCGCCGCGCCGCCCUGCGCCCGUGCGACGGCGAGACACCCGGGCCGCCCCAGGUGAAGUUCUCUUCGGCGCCGCACGUGCACCUGCCGGCGUUCGGCGAGCAGGCCGCGGCGGCCCGGACUGGCCAGGGGGAGCUUGCGCCCGACCUGAUCUUGAAGGCUGACGCCGGCAGCCGCGCGGGUGUUCUUUUGCACAAGUUUCACGAGUUUGCUCUGCUUAGCCUGACUCUGGAGAGCCUCGAGGAGAGAAGCCCCGGGGGCUGGUUCAGCUCCGCGCCGCCGCAGCUCAGCCCGCACCCUGGCAAGCGUCUGCUCCAGGUGCUCCAGGAAGGGUUGCAGGGCCUUGCGUUGGCCGACGGCGUAGGAGCCUGGGACCCGCCGGCCGUGCACGGGGCCCUGGAGCUGCCACCGCUCGCGCCCGAGGCGCCCCUCCAGCUGCAGCUCUACCAGACAAUGUCUGCCGAUGAUUCAGAGAGCGCCGCAAAGAAGAGGAAGGUCGAGGAGGAGGCCGACGCGAAGAUGAAGGAGGAGCCGACAGAGCUUGAGGGUGAUGCCAAGAAGGAAUCGAGGAAACUGAUCGCAGAUGCCGUCAGCAUCGACCCUGCCAACGCAACGCUGAACGUGAUUCCUGCGCUUGAUGGCCGUGUUCUGAUGCCACUGACAGAUGGUGGCCUCCAGUACUUGAUCGCCGGGGCACGUGCCAACGUGGGCAUUACCAAGGGCCGGUACCUCUUCGAGGUCAAGGUCCUUGAGCUCCUCAGUCCAGCGGAGUCCUCCCGCGGCAACCGGGCGCCGGCGCCGCGACAAGCGGUCAAGGUCGGCUUCUCGACGCAGGGCUCGUCGCUCUUCCUCGGGGACGGCGGCGAGAGCGUGUGCUUCGAUUCGGAGGGCAGCUUCACCGCAGACGGGGCGAAGCAGGAUGGCGUCUCGAAGCCAUUCGGGCGCGAUGACGUGAUCGGAAUCGUCCUCAACUUGGACGACAAGAGCCCGAACGCAAACACACUUAGCGUGUUCAAGGGCGGGCAACGCAUCUCCCAACCACAGAAGAUCCCAGAUGCGCUCAAAGGCAAGCCCCUUUACCCCCACAUCAAUUUCAAGAACGUGACCCUCCAGGUCAAUUUCGGUGCUUCUCCGAUGGUGCCUUUGCCUUUCACCUGCCACAUGAUUUCGCAGGCGGCAGUGGCGGACAGCAAAGUGCAGAAGGCGCCAACCAAAGAGGGUGGCUACGAGGUUCUGCUGCCUGUGGGCAUCCCAGAUGAGGGCACGUUUGACUGGCUGGACAUGUUCUUGGAAAAGAACCCCAAGUACGUCGAACUCAGCGAUAGAAAGAUUUUAGAGUGGGCCGAUAAGAGCGGUAUUUGGAGGGACAAGCGUGGAAGCUACAAGCACAGCAACGACAAGCCGGACAUUAAUUUCGGCAUUCCGGGGCUUGAUGACAUGAGCGUGCAGAGGGUGAUAAAGUCCAUCGUAGCAUCGCAGCCGCGAGACUAUGUCGUGAUGGAGGUGAAGGCAAACUUGGUGAAGGAAGAGCGGGCUGACUGCCUCAAGCGCUUUAAUGCUCCACACUACAAGAAAGUGGCCAUGGUGGUAAUGGGGGACCCUCCGGCUGCUUUCAAGGCGAAGACCCAGGCAGCUCUCCUCAAGCAGAAGGAGGCUCAGGAAGAGUUGGCGUGGAAGCAAAGAGUGGCGGAGCGAACGGCGAAGAAGGAGUUGAAGGCGAAGAUAAAGGCAGCUGAGGAGGCCAGGAAGAAGGCAGAGGAGGAGGCGAAGAAACAGGCAGAGGAGGUGAAGAGAAAAUCAGAGGAGGAGGCCAAGGCAAAAGAGGAGGGUGAUCCCGAAAACAAGGACGAGGAGGGCGUGAAGGAGGAGUCGAAGGAUGUGGACAUGAAACAGGAGGAGGCUAAAGAGGAAGUUAAGCAGGAAGAUCGUGUCAAGGAGGAAGUCAAGGAGGAGAGUAAGGAGGAAGAGGACGAGGAGGAGGAGGAGGAGGAGAAGGAGCCGAAGCAGGCCGAGCUGACUGCCGAAGAGAAGGCAGCCAGCUUUCUCAAGAAGCCGGUGCCAGACAUCGCCACAUUUAUUAUGAGCUCCAGCUUCACGAAGUUUUCGAUGCCAACUAAGGAGGAGGGCUUCGACGAGAUCCGCUAUGAUUGGCAAGCAGAGAAAGAAAGUGCGAACGCUUUUGGCACCUGGGCUCGCAGGCAGAAGCUGCUGUGUCGUAUCGAGGACCUGCAGCCCUCGGAGUCCUUCAGGACCAAGCUCGACGAGUGGCAGAAGGUGCUGCAGGGCUGGCAUGCCAAGGCGAACGAGUGGAAGGCGGGCGAGCCCGCGAGGCAGGCGGAGGCCGCCGCCAAGAAGAAAAAGGAGGAACUGCAGGCGCAGGCGGACGAGACCAAGGCCGCCGAGGGUGACGCGGCGAAGGCUGAGAAGCCAGAGGGCGCGGAGGAGGGCAGCAAGGACGCGGCGAAAGAGGGCGAGGCCAAAGAAGGCGAUUCUAAGGAGGGCGAGGCCAAGGACGCUGAGGCAAAGGAGAGCGAGGCAAAUGAUGACGAGGCAAAGGAGUGCGCGGCAAAGGAUGGCGAGGCCAAGGAGGAGGCCAAGGAGGAGCCCAAAGAAAUCGAGGACGUGUUCGCUGUGGAGAACAUCGCCGACGUCGGUGGUGGCAAGCCUCUCUUCGCAUUGUUUGGCUUCGAGGAUUGGGCUCUGUUGAGCUUGCGAGUGGAGCUGCACCUGUUGCUGCAGGGCUUUAAGAGUGAUGCCACGAGUGUAGAUCCAGAGCGAAUUGGCAUUCACGAGCAACACCUUCCGUUCUAUUAUAACAAGUACCUCAGGAAGACCUUCAAUGUCAGGUAUUAUGGCAAAGAAACUACCAAGGACUUAGUAGAGCUCGUGAAGGACACGGUCGCCAUCAACUCGACCAACUCCGUGCUGGAGGUUCAGCUCUCGAGCGAGUCAGAGAAUUUCGACAUGUUCGUGAAGCUCACGGAGGAUGCGCGCCGAGAGCGCCAGCGGCGUCUGGACGCUGGGGACGAGACCGCGCGCCUAAAGUUCAGCCAACCGGAGCCGCAGCGCCACUACGGGGGCGGUCAGCGGUAUUGGGACAGUGGCAAGAAGGGGGACAGCAAGGGCUACCAGAAGGGUGGCUACCAGAAGGGGGCCUACCAGCCCUACAACGCCGGGGGCAAGGGCGGCAGCUACGGCUCCACUGCCGCGGGCAAGGGCCACACGCCGCAGCAGGGCUUCGCCUCGCGCCCACAGGGCCAGGGAGGCUACCAGAGCCAGCAGAUGGCGCCAUCCGAGCCUCCCAAGCAGGGCUGGGCGCAGCAGCGGGACCACACGCAGGCCAAGGACACUGGACGCAACCUCGUGCGGGCCGUCAGUGCAGAGUUCACCGCCAUGUUCCUCUUCGUAUUCGUAUGCGUCGGCUGUGCGCUGACCACGACUGGGGCCGCUCCUGGAGCGGGAAAUGGGUCGGGUGCGACGGCGACUUUGACGAUCUCCUUAUGCUUCGGGUUCACGAUCUUUGUACUGGCCCACUGUUUCGGGCACAUCAGCGGAGCUCAUGUAAACCCAGCCGUGACGAUGGCACUGAUGAUCGGUAGGCAGGUACCUCUGUUAAAAGGCUGCCUGUACAUCUGCGCUCAAUUCAUGGCAUCUAUCGUCUCAUCUGGAAUAUUGAUGGCGGUCAUGGGUCUCAAGACCGAGACGAUGGGCGGCUACAACGCGCUUACCGGCCCAGACGACAAUAAGGUCGCGCGUGGGUUCAUCCUCGAGAUGGUGCUGACAUUCGUCCUUGUCUUCACGGUCUACGCCACCAUCGACCCCCACCGCGAGGCAACGGGACAAGGGCCCUUGGCGAUUGGUGUGGCCGUCAUGAUCCCCUGUCAUCGCCGUGCCGGCCACCGGCUGUGGGAUCAACCCGGCUCGCUCCGUCGGGCCCGCAAUCUUCGCAGACCAGGAUGA
This is a messenger RNA of Prorocentrum cordatum, 6144 nucleotides long. Lineage: Eukaryota; Dinophyceae; Prorocentrales; Prorocentraceae. The record is from the annotation of a GenBank genome assembly.